GAACCCAAAGCAAUUAUGAAGAUCGAGCACCUAAACGCGACUUUCCAGCCUGCAAAAAUCGGGAACCCGCACGGACUGCAGAUCACCUACUUGAAGGACAAUAGCACAAGGAACAUCUUUGUCUAUCAUGAAGAUGGCAAGGAAAUAGUGGAUUGGUUCAACGCCAUCCGGGCAGCACGCUUCCAUUACUUACAAGUGGCAUUCCCUGGAGCCAGCGACUCUGAUCUGGUGCCAAAGCUUUCUAGAAACUACCUGAAGGAAGGAUACAUGGAGAAAACAGGGCCAAAGCAAACAGAGGGAUUCAAGAAGCGAUGGUUCACCAUGGAUGACCGACGGCUCAUGUAUUUCAAAGAUCCCCUGGAUGCCUUUGCCAGAGGGGAGGUUUUUAUUGGGAGCAAGGAGAACAGCUACAAGGUGCUGGAAGGGCUGCCACCAUCCACGCAGGGGAACCACUGGCAGCACGGGAUCACCAUCGUCACCCCGGAUCGGAAAUUCCUCUUCGCCUGCGAGACAGAGGACGACCAGCUGGAGUGGAUCACCACCUUUCAGAAGGUCAUAAGCCGGCCAAUGCUGCCUCAGGAAUACGCAGUGGAAGCCCAUUUCAAACAUAAACCUUAGCUGGGACUUGCUGGGCAGACCUGAGGAGCGAGCUUCUGUUUACAACACGACGUGGUUUUAUUUGAAAUGUUAAAAAUAAUUCAUAAUAACAGUAAUAAUAAUAACAAUAAUAAUACUUCCCUUUCCCCUCAUCAUUCACGUGAUCAUGUCGGAAGGGCGGCAGUGGAACGUCGGAGAAGAUCCUGAUCCAACUUGAAAUUCAGCUCUGUGGCUGCUCUGUGGGAUGGGACAGGUGGUGCUGCCACCCACCACCCCACACCCGCUGGAAGGGGCACCCAGCUUCACCAGGAUGGCAGAGACUGUUGGUGGCACAUCCCAGGGGCAGGUGGGACUCUUCCCCAUGCUCAGGUCCCUGGGUGCUGGAGCUGAGCAUCCCCACACUUCCAGAUGGCUGCCAGCCCUUUCCAGGGGGGCUGCAAGUCCCCAAGGGGUGACGUCCCUGUGGGAUGGGAAGCAGCCUGGAAACACACGGAAGGUGCUGUGCAAAGCAGCUGAGCCUGCCGUGGUGCCAGGGUAAUGAUAAGUGAAUUAUCCCCCUGGGAACUGGAGGUGAUGCUGUACCCAGAGAGGGUCAAAUAGGAUUUAUAAGUAGAGGAAAUGGGCAUCAUCAGCCUCGUUAAGUUAACGAAGGGCAGGGAGGAGGGGGCUGCAAGGGAGAUGCCAACCUGUGAGGUGAUGCUGGGGGAGCAGAGCUUUGGGGCCAGGUCUGUGUUUGGCUCCCUGGGUCAUCCCUGUUCCAUGGUCUGGGGGGCUUUGCCCCAUUUGGGGAGCCCGAUAUGGAGCUGGGGGGUUGAGCUUUAUCUGCAGUUUUGCUGAUGGGCACCACCAAAGCCUGUCUCAGCUCACUCCCAGCAGGCACAUCCCUUCUUCAGACUUGGUGGUUGCACUUUUUCCCCCAAUAAUCCAAUUUUUUUUUUGGUUGAUUUUUCUUCUCCUGCCCAAAAAAAAAAAGAAAAAAAAAAAAAGCUGCUUGAAGUGACGUUUCAGCGCGGUGUUGAGCACUGUAAUUCCUGCAGUUAGGGCGGGCGGGCUGGGAGCUGCACACCAGGUGCUGGAUUUUUACCCAAAAAUGAGAUUUCUGGCUUGCCCUGAAGGCCCAGCCCCAGCCACGGACCUGUCCGACGCGUUUCUUAGGGUGGUUGUGUAUCUGAGAGCAUCUCAUCGGCUGUGUGCAUUCGUUCUGUCACUGGUAAGACAACUGUGGUACUAAAUGUCAUUUGAACCAAUAAAUUAUUAUUAU
Pyrgilauda ruficollis (rufous-necked snowfinch) is the source of this 1858-nucleotide messenger RNA. It is a transcript of the gene ADAP1, whose product is annotated as ArfGAP with dual PH domains 1. The transcript has 6 exons. Lineage: Eukaryota; Metazoa; Chordata; Aves; Passeriformes; Passeridae. The record is from RefSeq and is a predicted model, not a curated record. Gene Ontology annotation, cellular component: intracellular membrane-bounded organelle; plasma membrane. The coding region runs from base 16 to 618 and encodes 200 amino acids. Gene Ontology annotation, biological process: positive regulation of GTPase activity. Gene Ontology annotation, molecular function: GTPase activator activity; phosphatidylinositol bisphosphate binding.